This is a messenger RNA of Acaromyces ingoldii, 1758 nucleotides long. RefSeq names its product alpha/beta-hydrolase. Bases 1 to 1758 code for a protein of 585 amino acids. NCBI's taxonomy places the organism in Eukaryota, Fungi, Basidiomycota, Exobasidiomycetes, Exobasidiales, Cryptobasidiaceae. The transcript has 2 exons. The record is from RefSeq and is a predicted model, not a curated record.
AUGGCGACGUUCUCUUUCUUGAUUCUCCUCAUCACCUGCGCUUGGUACAUCCCGACGUUCGCUUAUCCUCUCCCAGCCCCUCGUCUCUCUUUAGACGACGUCCCAUUUCGGAUACGAGAUGCCAAUGCGACGAUUGGCAAUAGUCUCGAUGAGAUCAUUGCCAAUGUUGCGGCCGCGGACGAUCCACUGCUGACCGUCAAAACGUCAACUGGCACGUUUGCAGGCGCCUACAAUGCGACAUCUGGGGUCUACCACUGGCUCGGCGUGCCUUAUGCGGCGGACACUGGUGGCGCAAACCGUUUCAAGGCGCCGACAGAGAGGGACGUUCAGGAUGCAGACGCGCCUCAGGAUGCGACAAAGUACGGUCUCACGUGUCCGCAGUACCUCACCAGCGGUUCCAAGAUGGCGGGAGGUUUUGCAGGGAUUGUCGUGCCUCUGAAUCAGGGCGAAGAUUGCCUGAGCGCAAAUGUGUGGGUGGGGAAAAAUGUGCGGAGCAACACGGACAACGGAGCUGGCGCGCCCGUCAUGUUGUUCCUCUACGGCGGUUCCUUUACAUGGGGAGGCACAAAUAACCCUCUUACUGAUGGCAACGAGGUGGUACGCAACCAUGACGACGUCAUAGUCGUCACGGUCAACUACCGCAUCAACAUCUUCGGCUUUCCACGGAACCCGCAGCUACAAAGUGACGCAAAGGGUAUCAACCUGGGCCUCUUGGAUCGCGAUUUCGCAAUUGACUGGGUGCGAGACAACAUCGGAGCCUUUGGAGGUGAUGGACAGAGAAUCACGCUGUGGGGUCAGAGCGCAGGGGGAAGCUCCGCCGAUGCUUGGGCCUUUUCUCAUAGUGGCCAGGACGGGCUUCCUUCGUCUGACGGCUCUGGGGUCACGGGCCUCAUCAUCGAAUCUGGAGCCGUUCAGGGUCUGAGUGCCUUCAUCUCGGGCAACGACUUUCCGGCGCCUUCGUCAAGUCUCUCCAGCUGGAAUCAAGUGGCCAGCAAGGUGGGAUGCGGCACGGCGGGCGACGACGCUCAGCUGAUCUGCAUGCAGUCCAAAGCCUUUGGCGACCUUGUCGCAGCGAUAGAUUCUACCGGCCAGAAUUUCGCUCCCACGCCCGAUGGAAAGACCUGGUUCAGCGACUUCGAAGUACGCGCGCAGAAGGGCACGUUCGCAAAGGUCCCAAUGCUCAUCUCCAACAAUGCAGAUGAGGGCACAAUAUUUGGCCUCGUAGCCAACUCGACCAUUGCCACGGGGAUCAGCGGUGCUCUCAUCACCCCGCUCGUGUUCCAGUGUCCCGCAGCAGACUCAGCAGCGCUGAGAGUGAGCGCGGGCGUGCCCACGUUCCGCGCAGUCUACUAUGGCAAUUGGGACGAUGUCAAUUCGGGGCAUCCAGAGCUCGCUACCUACCACGGCAGCGAGAUCGAAAUGGUCUGGGGUUCUGCGGGCCCAACACCUGUCGGUUUGGCAACGGGCGUCUACAAGGGACCGACGACUGUCGACGUACCCAAAGAAGAGAUUGCCACAGUUGCCUUUUUCAUGAAGGCCUGGACCAGCUUUGCCAAAGAUCCCGUCAACGGUCUGCCUUCGCAGGUAAGCUGGCCUAGGUACGACCCCAAUCCACUCUCCCAGACCGUCGCUGCGAUUUCUGUCAAUAAUUCCGGCACGGUCCAGUGGCAGACGCCGCAGCGCCUCUCUUGCGGCCUCGACAAUGGCGUGAAGAACCUCCUCAGCCAGCUCUUCACCAUACUCGGGGGCUGGAUCUAG